Arctia plantaginis is the source of this 1599-nucleotide messenger RNA. NCBI's taxonomy places the organism in Eukaryota, Metazoa, Arthropoda, Insecta, Lepidoptera, Erebidae. The record is from the annotation of a GenBank genome assembly.
AUGGAUUUUUCAGCAGUUUGUCGCACUUGUUUAUGUGAUGAUCAUUCAUUAAACCCUUUAUUUAAAGGUAAUGACGAUCAUGACACGUUUGCCAAAGCUUUAUAUAUGGCCACUGGUACUCAGAUCCGAUACAACGAUAAUUUACCCCAAAAUAUGUGCACCAAUUGUAUAAUUAAGCUAAAUAAUACAUUAAAGUUUAGACGACAAUGUAGAGACGCAGAAACACAGCUGAUAAAAAAAAUAAAAGGAGAAACUAAUGUUUUUUCAACACGCGGUAAGAGGAGUAUACAAAAUUCUGAAGGGGAGAGUGAGAAGAGUGAAGAGAACAAGUUUGAAACAACAAUUAAAAUUGAAGUGGAAAAUCACGAGAAUGAGUCUUUAAGCAAUUAUGAUGUAGACGAUGACAUGCCUUUGAAAUUACUAGCAACAUCAGAAACACCCGAUUUCAAACCUAGUCCUAAGUAUGAACCAAAUAAAGAAGAUCAGACAUCAAUUAAUGACACCGCACGUGCAAUAACAGACAACGAAAUAAAAGUUGAAGAAAUAAAAGAAGAGAAACUUGAACUAGCUGACAAUGGUAAUUGUGAUCCAAUUUUAACUGAUAACGAACUUAAUGAUGAUAGUAAUACGAGUCAAAUUAGCUUUAACAAUAUGGAUGAUAGAAAAAAUUCUAUUUCAUCAACAAAAACAAAUGAUGUAAUGGAUCUCCCGUAUGUAGUUUUAAUGGACUCCGUUACACAAAAAGCGACAAGAGUCUUAUGUAAGCUUUGUAAUAAAGAGUUAUCAAUCAGGAGUAUUGAUUUCCACAUGGCCCGUUGUCAUCCGGGUGCUGAUGAGAGAAAAAUUAAAUGUGAUUUGUGUGAUAUCUUCGUUUUGAAGAAUAAAUUAAAUAGGCAUAUGAUUUUGAGGCAUGGCAGCGGGUGUUUUAAAUGUGGGUACUGUAAAUUAGAUUUUGCCAACAAAGAACAGCUAGUGGAACAUGUUGACACUUGUACGGCUAAGAAAAGAAAGAGGAAAACUAACGAAGCUGGUCGUGAGCUCCGAGAGUGUGAUGAAUGUCACAAGGUGAUGCAGAAGGCCAGUCUUCGGAUGCACAAGGCUGUGAAACAUGCUGGCUUGAAGCCUGUCUGUGAGCACUGCGGCAAAAACUUCGGCAAUAAGUUCCGUCUGAACGAGCAUUACAGAGCGAAGCAUGGCUACGAGAAGUUCCAGUGCCAUUAUUGCGAGUUCCAAAGCGCUAGUACUAUGGCUAUGAAGAACCACGAACGCCGACAUCGUGAUGAGAAACCCUUCGUGUGCGAGGAGUGCGGAGCCAAGUUCCAUGCGGCAUACCUUCUGGCGCAGCACAGGCAGUCCCAUAGGACGGAAAAAUUGAUUAAAUGCGACCUCUGCCCGUCAACGUUCAAGGCCAACAACGGCUUACACAUGCACAAGCUAACAUGUCACAGCAACUUGACGUACAAGUGCGAUAUAUGUAACCGUUCGUACAAAUGCCGGCAUUAUGUCGUUAAACAUAUUCGUCACGUGCAUAGAUACACGGGCACAUCGCCGCCAUUGACUGUUGUCAACAACGAUGAUGUUGUCGAAAAGGCCGUCUAA